Postia placenta MAD-698-R-SB12 is the source of this 1341-nucleotide messenger RNA. RefSeq lists its product as hypothetical. The transcript has 2 exons. Gene Ontology annotation, molecular function: protein dimerization activity; DNA-binding transcription factor activity. Gene Ontology annotation, cellular component: RNA polymerase II transcription regulator complex. Bases 1 to 1341 code for a protein of 446 amino acids. Gene Ontology annotation, biological process: positive regulation of transcription by RNA polymerase II. Lineage: Eukaryota; Fungi; Basidiomycota; Agaricomycetes; Polyporales; Adustoporiaceae. The record is from RefSeq and is a predicted model, not a curated record.
AUGGCUCUUCCCAUCACCAUCCCCUCUUCGCCUGUUGGCACCGGCUCCCCGCUGUCUGUUGACGGUUCCAACGGGCCCCAGACCCCCUCCUCUCCUUCCAACCCACCCACUCUUGCACUCCCCCCUCCCGCAGACGCUGCCUCUGCCAGCACAACCACAUCCAGCCCUUCCAACGGCGCAAACUCCAAGCGCAAGCCCAGCCGCCGUGCCAACACCGCAGAGCGCCGCGCCACGCACAACGCCGUCGAGAGACAGCGUCGGGAGACUCUGAACAGUCGUUUCUUGGAUCUCGCCGCCCUGCUCCCCAACCUCUCGCAGAUCCGGCGCCCCUCAAAGUCCUCGAUCGUCAACUCCUCGAUCGCCCACAUCCACGCCUCGCGCCGCCACCGCCUCAUGGCUGCCCGCGAGCUUCGCCUCAUCAAGUGCGAGGCCGACGCCCUCCGCCGUGAACUUAACGAAUGGCGCGACCGCUCUGGUCUUCCCCGCGUCGAGGAGCCUGUCCGUGGCGAGGGCUUCCAGAUGAUCCUCAGCGGUGAGGUUGAAGUCCUCAGCGCUGGCCCCAUCGAGGAGGAGGACGGAGCCGACUAUGGCGACGAUCAGUACGGCGAUGACGAUUACGCCGGCCCUGGUAUGAUGAGUUCCCAUGGCAAUGACGACGGCCCCGAGGACGUGCGCGCUCCUUUGGCUCACGCAGCUGCCGCCUCUCUCAUGAAGUCUGAGGUUAGCCCCUUCGCCCACGCUGUCCCAUCUGGCGGACUUCACCUCCAGACUAUGGUGCCACGCCAAGGUGGCCAUAGCAACGGCACACCGAUGAUCGUGCAAAGUCCUACCUCUGUGUCCUUUGAAAACCCCGCAAUGGUCUCCAUGUACGAGCCGCACCACCACCACGCGCACCCGCCGAUGGCGAACGCGCAGUUCCCCGGCCAGUUCUUCAGCGCGCACGGUGGCGCCAUGGCCGAGGACACCAAGAUGUGGCAUGGCCCCAUGUAUCAGGGCCCCGCGUUAUCUGCGGGCCAGCAGCAGUUCACGCCGCCCGGCACCGCACAGGGCAAUGCGGCGUACUACAUGGGCAUGCAGCAACGGCAGCAGAUGCUUGGACGCGGCGGGAUGGACGACGCGGCGCCGGCGGCGCAGCGGCGCGAGCGCAGUGGCAGCAUGGCGAGCAACGGGAGCGGCGGGGGUGCGGGCUACGAGAUGCCGCGGCGGAUGGGCGCGGGCGGCCACUUUGGCGACGGCAUGGGCAUGGGCGGGAUGGGGAUGAACGUGGGCAUGAUGAAGGGCGCGCCGAUCAGCGUGGGUGGCGGCGGGAACGGCCAUGGGUAUGCGUCGAUGAUGCUCUGA